AUGGAAAUAUUAUUCGUCGCUUCGCCUACACUUUUAAGCUUGGCUCUUUUGACUGUUGGUGCAAAUGCUAAUAUCUUUCCCACAGAACCAGUCGCUGCUUCAAUCUGGAAUGGCGGUGAUAAUGUCCAACUUCUAUGGAAAGAUGAUAAUGUCGCACCACUAUUAAGUGAAUUGAAUGAUUUAACAAUUGAACUCAUGACAGGUACUGACACCAAUCAAACUUCUCUUUCUGUUAUUGGUACAAACAUUAAAGGUAUAGCAGGUUCAGCAAAUUAUACCGUUCCAAAAGAUCUUGGCAAGACUUUUGUGUGGUCAACUAGAUUUGAUAUUGAAAAAAUAGCACCUCCAGUCCCAAAGGCAACAGACCCACAGGCAACAACAACAUCAAAAGCACCGGAUGCACCAAAAACAUCAGAUGCACCAAAGGCAGAAGCACCAAAGACAACAGAUACAUCAAAACCAGCAUAUAGUAAUCCUCCAAAAGCUGCAGCUCCAACUUCUUCUCCCGCCGCUGCUGCUGCCGCCCCCACUACUGCUGCCGCCCCCACUACUACACCAACUCCACCAUCUGCAUCUGAAGCCAUCGGUAUAUCACCAAGUUCAUUGAUGAGCAUCGCAAUAGGCGGUGUAGCCUUUAUUUUCACCUACAUGUACUAA
Molecule: messenger RNA, 657 nt
Organism: Entrophospora candida
Lineage: Eukaryota; Fungi; Glomeromycota; Glomeromycetes; Entrophosporales; Entrophosporaceae
Source: the annotation of a GenBank genome assembly